Messenger RNA from Lucilia sericata (common green bottle fly), 645 nucleotides. RefSeq lists its product as uncharacterized. Lineage: Eukaryota; Metazoa; Arthropoda; Insecta; Diptera; Calliphoridae. The coding region runs from base 18 to 578 and encodes 186 amino acids. The record is from RefSeq and is a predicted model, not a curated record. The transcript is spliced from 2 exons.
UUAAAUUUUAAAUUGAAAUGUGUUACUUUCUUAAGCAAUUCAUUAUAUUUAAAAUCCUGCUACUAAUAAUAGGUUCCUGUCGUCAAGCAAAAUGUGAGACCGACUGGACUUAUGAGUUACUCUCGCUUAAGCUGGACUCCGAAAACCCCGAGAUAUUAAAUGGUGAUUUAUAUGUUAAACGCGUUUCACGUGGCCUUUUUGCAUUCUCAGGCAAUUUAAACAUAUUCGAGGAUCUAAAUAAUGGUACUAUAGUAUAUACCGAUGUCUACUAUAGUUAUACUAGCAUGGAUUAUGUACGUUCUCCUUUUAAUGUACCCAAACAACCUUUGCCGCAAUUUAUAAAGACUCUAUACAAGGAUAUGCUGAUGGAAAGUUUAUUGCAAUGUUCGUCAAAUGCCCCCGAUCUUGAAUUUGAUGGUGUCGUAACAAAACGUGUGGUAGAAUUCGAUGAUUGUGUUAUAUCGAAUGAAAAUAUGCCAUCACAUAUGAAAAUUGGAUAUUAUAAGGUUAUCUUUACCUUUACCCAACAAAUCACGGCGCAAUUGGAAAUUAUUGUCAAGAUUGAUAAAAAGGAUUGAAAAGGAUGUUUCAGUUUCUAAUAUAAAAUAUUUUUUCUUUAAUAUAUUUAAAAAAAACUAUUAAAUU